AUGCAGCGUCUAUGGUCCCACGGCGCAGCGCCAACCACCCGCUGCAUUUCGUGCCCCAGCACCACCACGGUGAAGGCAGCGCCUCGAACGGUGACGACGACAAGCACGCGAAGAUUAUGCAUCAAGGACUCACCCACGGCUCGUUAUACUGGUCUCUUGGCUGCAGCGGCUUCAACAGAUGCGCGCGCAAAUGGCAGGCACCGCCUGAGGUGGGAGGAAAGGGUUGCGCCUGUAAAAGGAAAAGAAGCGAAUGUGUUGUUUGAUGAGGAUGGAUGCUUUUUAGAUACCCUGUCACCACUGCGAUCCACAAGUCCUUUUCGAACGGCGCUUCAGACCAGACAACUUCACACGCUACCGCGACCUACAAACCGAGCCAUUCAGUCACCGGUUACACAAAUUCCGUGCAGAUUAUCACAUUUUUCGAGCAAUGUUGGCAUUGGAGAUACAGAAGGAGUGGAUCAGGUUGUUCAAGAGCUGGAAGCCGAAAAGUUAUCUCCGAUAGAGGAGGCAGACGAUGAUUUUGACAUGGCCAUUGAUGUAGAGGAUGCUCCUGAUUGGCUCAAGUCGGAUAUGGUUCGCGCGAAGGCAAUCAAGAAACUCGCAUUGAAACAACUUGCGAUUAGGCUUGUAUUACGCCCAGCGAUUGCACACAGCUAUCUCGGUGUCCUGAAGAAUUAUGAUAACGACGCUUCCGCCCCCCAACUUGACUUGCCGGGUCUUCUAUUCGAGUUAAACGCUACUCGCCGUAGGAUACGGCAGAUCAAAUCCAAUCCAACGGCCAACGUCGAGGAUCUAGCCCGAGGCAUCAAUACUCGUCGGCUAAAAGAGACGAAUCAUCGAAGUAAACAGCUUGAUCAUCGCUUCCGUCAAGAUACAGAUCUGUACAUGAGCAAUGAAAUGCCUCUCGAGGAAUAUCUUUUAAGGCUGUCGAGCAAUCUACUUGAUGUGCAAGAUCCUGAUCAGGCUUAUACUUUUACGAAGAUGAUUAUAGCAUUCACAAAAACCCGACAGAACGACAUCGCCAAACUGGUUAUCAAAACGAUACUUCCUUACAAAUUUCAGCUAAACCAUUCUUUGAUAACAGCAAUUAUUGUCUUCUUUCGCAAGAGUAAAGAUCUGAACGGCUUCGAUCUGUUCUUGAAGAUGUUGGAAGGAAAGGGCUACCCGAUUGAAUUGGGAAGUCUCGGUUACUACAAAUCGAAGGUAGUCAAUGGAAUUGAACUAUCAGUUCCUCCGGUUCACAGCGCAAAUAUUGUUAUCUACGCUGCACUUAUUAGGGCUUGUCUACGUUUCGACCAGCCUGAUCGUGCUGACGCGUACCUUAUGGUAGCGAGAGGCGCCGGCAACUUGGACGAUUUUGCUAUACUCAUGUCGUAUUUGGACUUCUACUCAAUACGCCGUAAUUGGGAAAAGGGACUACCAGUCCUGCAAAGAGCUCUGGCUUUCAUCGCUUCAACGACCGAACACCCGCGGCAAAGGGUAGAGAGACUUAUCAGAAUGAUGGUACAUCUAUGUGAUUCAUGUCGCAUGCUCGAUGCUUCUGAUGCCUUAAUUGAGGCUUCAGUUAAUAGUGGGUUCAGCCCGGAUCUACCUAAUAAACACAAAGACAUUGUCUCCGAAUUCGACCCGGAAUCCCAGAGGUGGUGGGCAAUAGCGGAAACCUCCGUACCGAAAACGAAUCAGACGAACGCAGACCAAUAUCUUGAGUUUGUUAGGACCGUAGGAGCAUACCUUGAUACCUUGCCCAUCCCGGGGGAGGAAAGUACUGCUCAUCGAUUGCAAAAGCUUUCCCGGAUAUAUUCCCGCCGCGUUUUGACCUCGGUGGUCGAGGGGAGACUCGCUGGAACGGCAACAGAACAAGACACGACAGAACAGGACAUCGAUGGUGAUGCGCUCAAGACAAGCCAAUCGGAAAGCCAAAAUGCCUCGACUUCUCUUGAAGGCACGAUGGCUGCCCAACAUCAGAAAAUUGUGACCCUCAGCAGCGAAGUCGCCCAACUGAAAGAGAUGGUGCUACAUCUAUAUCGGCACACGACUGUGCCGAGUACUGGUCCAAGUUCGGAUCCAGAAGAACUGAAUGGGUUGAAGGAGGGAACCGAUACAUCGUCGCCUGCGUCAGGCGAAACCCCCCCACAAGGCGAACGAGUUGGUGGCGUGAGCUCCUAG
Messenger RNA from Aspergillus puulaauensis, 2166 nucleotides. RefSeq lists its product as uncharacterized. NCBI's taxonomy places the organism in Eukaryota, Fungi, Ascomycota, Eurotiomycetes, Eurotiales, Aspergillaceae. Gene Ontology annotation, molecular function: protein binding. The record is from RefSeq and is a predicted model, not a curated record. The coding region runs from base 1 to 2166 and encodes 721 amino acids. The transcript has a single exon.